This is a messenger RNA of Scophthalmus maximus (turbot), 3840 nucleotides long. RefSeq names its product interleukin-1 receptor type 2. Lineage: Eukaryota; Metazoa; Chordata; Actinopteri; Pleuronectiformes; Scophthalmidae. The coding region runs from base 1675 to 2961 and encodes 428 amino acids. Gene Ontology annotation, molecular function: interleukin-1 receptor activity. The record is from RefSeq and is a predicted model, not a curated record. The transcript has 9 exons.
AUUCACAUCAUAACAGUGACUAACUUUUUAAGAUUUUCUAGACUGCAAAUGAUUAUCUUCAAUUCCUUUACAAUAGACUAUAGAAUAGAGAUCUGUAUUUUUUUCUUUAAACCUAAAACGAUCCAUGUAAAAGCUUUCGACCAAAUUAUUAUAGAAAAUAUUAUCUCUAAAUUUAAUCAAUAAUGCAAGACAAUCCAUACAUGAUUAGUAAUACAUAUAUCAUAUAUUACGCUAUUAAAUGUGUGUAUAUAUAUAUUUAAUCACAAACAAUAAGAUUUACAGUAAAUAAUCAGUCAUAAUGAGGACGACUGAAACUGGCUCAUCAUCCCUCUCGAUGUCGAUGUGUAUUACGACACGUGGUUGACAGUGGGAGGGGGUUUGCUUCUGACCCGAUACUCUGUACACAUUAUGAGCCAACGUUUUUCUUUUAAUCCCAGAUAAUGUCAUAUUUAAUGCAGUGUGACUCAAGUGUAGACAUUCAUUUACAGCAGUGGGCACUCCCACACUUUUUUAUGAAUGGAAUCGCCCUCUGAUGACACACUGAAACAAAGAUCCUAUCAGGGGAAAACGAUUGAUCACUCGUGCGUGUGUGUGCGUGUGUGUGUCUGUGUGUGUGUGUGUGUGUGUGUGUGUGUGUGUGUGUGUGUGUCUGUGUCUGUGUGUGUGUGUGUGUGUGUGUGUGUGUGUGUGUGUUAGCAGUGUGUGAUGUCAGCUGAUCCUGUAAUGACAAACGAGGAAACAGAAGCAGAAGUGAAAAUUGACCAUGUUUCCAUGGAAAUUAUUUAACUCUGUGGCCAUCCUCGGAAAAAGAAGACCGGCCAAAACUGAGAACAGAGAAGGAAAUUAACUUUGCACGACCAAAUAUCCAAUAUAUCAAAUACGAUAAAUCAAGGUCGAUUAGCUGCUAUAUGCCCGAAUAAUAUGCUUUAUCUUUACCGAUUGAUGUAUACAAAUAUAUUACAAGUGAUUAUAUAGUAAAUUUAACAUUGUACAACAAACCUAAACAUUAGAUUAGAAAUGAUUUAGAUUAAAUUAGAUCAUCCUCAUAACAAAUAAACAGAAGAUAAAUCAUUUUCAAAUCGAAUAUAUAUUGCAUUCCAUUAAAUGCUUUCUGAAACAUUGAAGCUUUGUUUUAAGAGUGAGAGAAAAAUAUAUGAUACAUAUCAUAAUUGAUAUGUUGAUAUUCAUUUUAUUUGAUUACUAUUUUACUACUGUUGGCUAUGAAAUGCUGCUGACCUUUGAUGGAAGUAGCCUCUCACCCAUCUAAUGUGACUCAUGUUUGCUGCAGCUGGUAAAACCCCCGAGGUUAAAUCUGCUUGCAGAGUGUGGGCGUGUCUGAUGACGACUCCUGUGAUGUCUUCGUAUGUUUUAUGACGUUCUACAAAAGAGUUAAUAAAUAGGCUAAACGUCAAUAACACUCACGGACGCUUGAGGAAACAACCUCGGCAAAAGUUUUUGCUCCGUGAACCUUCUGGAGCUUAAAUAUUUUGCAUUUUUGUGAUCGCCACACUUGCUCUUCAGCCUUUACUUUAUGAGCAUUCAUAUUUAUUUUCACUGGAAGCUGGCGGCAACUGAGCCGACCUCGUUCUCUCCGACGUCGCCACGCUAGUGAGACGUCGCUUGACGUUCUGUCGGUGGAUCUUUUAUUUCAGAUUCCUGGUGUCAACCGCCAUCAUGGUCCGCUGGGCGCUGAUGUUUGCUGCGGUCGUAAUCGAACACGUCUACGGGAGACGUGAGCUACCUCCUCUGCCCAUGGAAGACGGCUGCUUCCAGGUGACUGAAGAGGUGGAGAUAUUCAGGGUGGAGGGCGACGCUGUGAUCCUCUCCUACCCCAUGUUCAAGAGCGUGCUCGAGGCACGCAACAUCGCCCCGCCGACGGCGAGCUGCAUCAUCACCAAGGACAACGGGACGGAGGGCGUGGCCUCCGAGGCCGACGGGCGCGUCCGGCAGCGUGACAAGCAGCUGUGGCUCCUCCCAGCUCAGGCCUCCGACUCGGGGGACUACGUCUGCAUGUACAGAAAUGAAACGUACUGUAUCAGCGGGAGAAUCUCGCUGCGUGUGCUCGAGUCCAGCGCCGCGGACGUGCCCAGACUGUCCUAUCGGAUCUCGGCCGUCGUGGGAGAGAGGCUGGCGUUCAGUUGUCCGUCUCUGGGCGACUUCAACCAGACGGACAGACUGAUCGAGUGGUACAAGAACUACAGCUCCACUGCCCUGCAGCCGAGCAGAGUGGGCUCCUUCCCCCGGGACAGCGGCAAACUCAUGAUCCCCGCCGUGCGGCGAUGGCACGCGGGCGUCUACACCUGCCAGCUCAGAGUGCUCAUCGAAGACCGGCCGUACAAAGUCAGCAGGAUCGUCCUGCUCCGGGUGGAAGGUGAAGACCCAGCGAUCACCUCCGCUGUGCCUGACCUCUCUAUGACCCCUGACCCGCAGCUCAGCAGCAGCAGCAGCAGCUUUGGCACCGUUCAUGCUCCAAUAAUUCAACCACCUGUGAUUGUUUCGCCGUUGAACAGGACCAUUUUUGAAAGUCCACAUGGUUCAGGACUGGAGAUGUCCUGCAAAGUGCUCACCGAAUGUGAAAUGGCAGAGUCCACCAGGGUCACAUGGCUCGUCAACGGCCAAUCGGUGCGGUCGUCCUACCUCGAUGGUCGGGCUAUGCUGGGGGGAAGAAGUGUAACCAGGGUGUCAGAGGGCUGUCAGAUUGAGUUGAGGCUCAUCGUCGUGGCGAUGACGGAGGAAGACGUGAACACGGAGCUGAGGUGCGUCACUCAGAACCGAGGAGGAAGACGGGAAGUGGUCGCACAGCUUCGCCUAGAGGACUCCACGUUCACAUGGCUGGUGGUGGGAGCAGUGGCCGUAUCCUGCUUCCUGGCGGUGGUUUCAAUGUUCCUCUACGUCCUCCUCAGACCCAAAAGGAAAACGAAAAGGGAUUACAUUCUUGCUCGACAGAACAGCACCUUCUAGCUCUACUGCUGAAAACCUUCGCUCCACAGAGACCUUCUGUCAUGAGUUUUUUUUCAUUACAUAGAGAAUUAGUCUUUUCAUGCAUUGCGUGCAGGUGGUGUUUUUGACCGACGCUCCAUUUACAGGGAUAUUUUUGAAGUCUUCUUCCGAGCAUCCACGUCGUAUUAUUGCUGUGACCUACAGGAAAUACCCUGCGGACAUGAAAAUACAGAAUAACCAGCAGCGAGUUCUAAUACAUGGUCGUAUUCAUCGAAAGCUUCAAUCGCGGCUUCAUCUGCAUAUAUACGUGCACGCGACACACGGCUGUUUUAUUUUGUCAUUCUAACACUCCGUCAAGAAAUAUUCACUCAGGGGCAACUUUGUUCGGCUCGUCCAUAGACUGUAAGAUAAAGACGGACGACGCAUCUCCACUUCUUCCCAGUGGAUAGAAACAAAGCCAAAGUAUGGGGUGCUGACAUUUUGUGCUGGUGACGUCACGUGGAGCCAGAGGCUGCCACGGUAUCGAGGUCCCGCCAAAUCCUGCUCUCGACCAAUCACGAGUCAGGCUCAGCCGUCAACCACCGUGUUUCAUGCCAUUUUUAUAGCGUCAAAUAACAACAUGUACACUUGAACGGUCCUACAGGUGAUAAGAACUACCUAAAAUCUAUGGAAAAACUGUAUUUAUGGUGUACUAUGACUUUUUAGUUUUGGCCCAUGUCCCAUCUGCUAACAUGGAGGAGUUGGUGGUUUAUGACCUGUACUGCAGCCUGCCACCAGGGGGCGGUCCAGAUGAUUUGGCUUCACUUUUGGGCAGCUGACAUGUCGACCAUCUUUAAUCACAAUGUGUGGAAUGCGAUCUGAUGCAACAGUUCAGACAUGAAAUAAAAAUAUUUUAUGUUA